Aphidius gifuensis is the source of this 1286-nucleotide messenger RNA. It is a transcript of the gene Nubpl, whose product is annotated as iron-sulfur protein NUBPL. Bases 327 to 1259 code for a protein of 310 amino acids. The transcript has 3 exons. Gene Ontology annotation, molecular function: ATP-dependent FeS chaperone activity; ATP binding; 4 iron, 4 sulfur cluster binding. Lineage: Eukaryota; Metazoa; Arthropoda; Insecta; Hymenoptera; Braconidae. Gene Ontology annotation, biological process: iron-sulfur cluster assembly; mitochondrial respiratory chain complex I assembly. Gene Ontology annotation, cellular component: mitochondrion. The record is from RefSeq and is a predicted model, not a curated record.
CCAGAUACCAUCCAAAUGCCCUCCCAGUGUCCCACUACCAUCCUGUCAUCGUCUCGGGUUGGCAACUCUGAUCUUCAGUUAGGGAAAAAAAUAAGCCCAGAAAAAAAUACACGUAGUGCUACCCCCCUGCCGGUUUCACUCUAAGUCUCUAAGGACCUGUAAGGACCGUGGUCCUCUACGGAAUGCACCCCUGGCAUCUCCAGGCAUCUCUGACUUUUAGAGCAGUAUUCAUUAAAAUUCCACUUUGUUGUCGUUAGAAGAAAUCAUAAAUCGUGGAUAAAAACUUUGUGAAAUAAUAAUUUAAAUAAAAAAAGGAAUUAAAAAAAAUGGUUAGUCAAAAAGUAUUUAUUAGAAAACGGUAUUUUCUUAUGAACACUUUACGUUCGAUGGCAACUGGAGCCGGCGCAAAAAGGCCAACACCUGAUGAUUUAAGCCGACAAAAAGAAAUAAUGUCUCGAGGACUUCCUCGUAUAAAACCAAUCAAAAGUGUUAAACAAGUUUUGCUUGUUGCUUCCGGAAAAGGUGGAGUUGGUAAAUCUACAACGAGCGUCAACUUAGCAGUUGCUAUGAAAUUAUCAAAACCAGAUAAAGAAAUUGGUCUGCUAGAUGCUGAUGUUUUCGGACCAACUAUUCCUCUUAUGAUGAAUUUGCAUCAAGAACCUCUAAUAAAUGAUGAAGGUUUGAUGGAACCUUUGGUGAACCAUGGAAUUAAAUGCAUGUCAAUGGGAUUUCUCGUUAAAGAAAAUGAUCCCAUAAUUUGGCGAGGUUUAAUGGUAAUGAGUGCACUCAACAAAAUGAUUCGUCAAGUAUCCUGGGGACCAUUAGAUUAUUUAAUCAUUGAUACACCACCUGGAACAGGAGACACUCUUCUCUCUUUGAUUCAAACUAUACCAAUAAGUGGAGUUGUCAUUGUUACUACUCCUCAAAAAGCUGCUCUUGAUGUUGCUCAUCGAGGAGCUAUGAUGUUUCGUAAAUUAAAUAUUCCAAUUGUUGGUCUCGUUGAGAAUAUGACGAGCAUUUCUUGUCCAAAUUGUCAUGAAAAUGUACCACUUUUUGGCCGUGGUGGUGACACGUUGGCUAAAGAACUAGGUAUCGAUGUCUUAAAUAAAUUUCCACUUGACGAAGAAACAUCAGAAUGUGGUGAUUCAGGAAAACCAAUUGUUCUUGCAAAAGUUAACUCAACACAAACAAAUUUGUACAAAAAUCUGGCAGAUAAUGUUAUCAUGUUUUUAAAUAAACAACCGGUUAAUUUAGAGUAAAAAUUAGCAUGCAUUAAAAAAAAAAAA